GCAAAUUCGAAGUGUAUCAAGUGUUUUAAAUAGCUGCGUAUUUUACCGUAUUUUGGAGAAUUUCAGCGAUAUUAGGUGAUCAAGGUAACACAUGUAUGUAAUUAUGGCUGUAGGAAAACGUUUUGAUAGUAUUUUUUGCAAAGUGUUCUUCAUGAAUUGGGCUUUUGUGGCUUCAAGUUUAGGAUUGACUCGGAGGAAGUUUUGAGGAAGUGCCCGAUAAUUUUGGUAAAAAAUCACAUAUUUUUUAAGCCAUUUGAGAAACACCUCUAUUAAAAGCCUAGCUGUUGAAACGUUCCUUAAUUUUUGCUUUCUUUCCGGUGUACCUACAACUGACUUUCAGAGCGAGAUGGCUUAUUCUGCUUACUCAACAAUCCAGCAAUACAAUGCGAGAUCGAUCUAGAAUUUUCACUUCACUUCCAAUUCAUUUCAUGAAUAUUUCUUGGUUGGAAGUAGUUAUUCUUGUUCUUAAGCUACGUAAUGAACGUUGAAUCACUGCCAGUGUAGUUCCGUGAUGAUAAUAUACGAUAGAAGACGUACAUGUAAAAUUAAUCAUAGAUCCCACGCUGAGAUUUUAGGAUUCUUACGGUCAAAUAGUGAGUUAGCUAUGCACUCAGAGGUGAUGCAGACGUAAUGUAGAAUCGUAUUUUUACUGUAGGAUUCUAUGCGUUGACUUGAAAUAGAGAUGAGGUCUUAUGAACGCUGACUGUUGCAAUAAUGAAAUAAUUUCUUGGUUCAAAUAAGGGCUCCCCUAUGCAUCAGUGCCUCUAAGAGAUGUUACUUGCACCCUUAAUUGCACUUAUUUUGAUAUUUAAGUUCAGAUGUGAUUACAGCUUUUUUUUUUAUUCUUUGUUGACACUAAUAGCAUAGAAAAACUGAGGAGCAUGGACAUAAUCUUACUUAGAAAUGUAUAAAACUGUCACUUUGUUUUGUUAUCUUGUUUUGUUGUUUAUGCUGGUGAGGUGUUACCAAUGAACCUUCUGUGCACACUACAUUGCUUGCAUGACAUUAUGUAAAGUAGUGCAUAAAAUUUUAACCUUUAUUUCCUGGCCUCUUCUAUGUUUUCUAGGGAUUAGUGUAAAAACAAUAGAAUGGCAGCAGCAAGGAGAUCAGGGAGGCACACUAUCUUUGUGCGGUUUAACUCCAACACAAACAUACCAGUCACCAUUGAUCCACAAUGGACAGUUUUAAGGCUGAAACAAGAGAUAGCUGCCAAUCAAGGAGUUGAGACUUCAGAAUUAAGAAUAAUUUUUGCUGGGCGAGAACUAAAAGAUGACCUUCAACUGAAGGUAUGCUACACUGUUUACUCUGUCAAUAACUCUUUUACUUGGAAGAUUUGCCAGGGUUUUCAACAGCACAAAUUGCAUUCAUGAUUUUUAUCACUUUAUCAGUGGUCUAGUUCUAACAUCUGUCAAAAUCGUGUGUCUUAUUCCAUGGAAUGAGCAGUUGUUAAUUGUUUUUCUCUAUAUUUAUGUGUUGAAUCAACUUUAACUAGGAUGCUGAGAUACCUCACCAAAGUGUUAUUCAUGCUGUCCGGGGUGGCCGCUGGUCAGCCAGACCAAAUAGACAUGGCCAAGUAAUGCCACUGGCCAGACUUAGACUUUCAACUGUUGGUGAGGAUGAAGAGGAAGUAGCAAGUUCAACAGAUGGAGGUAUAGAGAAAGUGUGAAUCAAAACUGAUGCUAUGAUAUUUUUUGGGAGAUGAAGUGAAUUGAUUUAUGAAGAGAAUGGUUUAAGAGUCUGGGUUAAAACAGAGGUUUUUGUGCAAGCCCUGGCCAGGUCAUUGUGAUAUCUUCUUGGGUGGGCAUUCCAAUUCAGACAGGGCUUUCUCAACACAAGAGUAGAGAUGAGGACUUAGAAACUUGCCAAAUUGCUUAAGGGUUAAACCCCCCGGAGGAAUUAGAAAUAUGAUCAAAAGGUGUUAAUUUCUUAACCCUUUAACUCCCAGAAGUGAUUAACAUAAAAACUUCUCCCUAUAAUAUCCAUACACUAUUUAGCAAACAAGUAAUGAGAAUAUUUGAACUUAUCAGGUAGAACCUGCUGUCUUGAUCUAGCACCAAGUUUUCAUAACUAGUUUACAAGGAAAUGUGUAGCAGCCAGAGGAGAGAAUUAACAAUCAGAUCUUGGGAGUUAAAAGGUUUAGAAGCUGUGGUGCUGCUUCGAGGGGAGAUAGUGCAAGAUAAUUUGGUUUUAUCAUCUGAGUGAUAACAUGAAUUGGUUAUGGCAAAGAGUUUCUAAAGCUUGUUUCGAGUGCUAACCCUUAGUCUUAGGAAAUUCACUAUUCAUUCUGUCGAUGUCUUUUUGGCGGCUGACCUAUAUUUAUCAACUCAGUUGAAAUAGUAAUACUCCUAGUUGGCUGAUGCUGGUUAAACUUCUGCAUUGUGGGUCACAGGCUUUGGGAACAGACUUAACCUUCCUUUUACAACGUAAUUGGCCUCAAAGUUUUUUGACAAAGCUCCAUUUAUUAAAUGAAAACUUUAUGAAAUAGCCUCAUCAUUUUCAAUUCCCCCCAAUUUCCUGUUUCUUAUCUUAAAGCAUCUUCCAGGCGGCAGGCCCAGUAUUUCGUUUACUGCAAGACUUGUAAACAGGUUACUGCUGGAAAGUUGAGGGUUUGUUGCUCACAAUGCAAAGAAGGGGCAAUUGUUCUUCAGCAGGUAAAUUAUUCUUAACAUAUCAUCAAUUAUUAGUUGAUUAGCUAAAUCUGUCUUCGAUAAUAAUAAAAAUUAAUAUAAAGAAGUGGAAUUUUGCAAAAGAAAUAUGCUUUAGAGAGGUUUUAUGAAAAUGAGGUUUGAAUUGAUUGAUAUUAUACCCUGGCUUUCACAAUUUUUCAGGGUGUUACUCUCUGAAUGACAAACUGGGAUAGGCUCCAGUGGUGUGCACAUUCUCCAUACUGUUCUUAAAAUAUUUCCAAAGGCACUGACAGGGAGAAUUUGUUUAAUAAUCAAGACCUUCCUUAGUUUGUGAUCAUUUCCUUUAUUCUCAUGACCUUUAAGUUUUACUUGGGGGCCAUAUUGUUAGGAGAAAUUAGAUGCUAGUUGCUCUCAGGGAUCAAAGGGUUAAUAUCAUGAUGUUUGCUCUAUAUCUGUACUUGUCUUAAUAGAUUGCAGGUGUAAAGUAGUCACAGUGACUGUGUUCUUGAGAUCAGUGUUUAAAUAUUUAAGGCCAUAGUGAGUUCAAUGCGGACAUAUGAGGGUGCUGUUAAUUUUAUGAUUUACAUCUUUGUUGUCCUUACAGGAUCCAAGUAGUUGGGAAGAUGUCUUGAAAUCAGGAAGAAUCAGAGGAUCAUGUAAAAAAGCAGGCUGUGAUGGGAACAUAGUGGUAUAAGAAAGAGCUUUACUACUUUAUCAUGCUAACCCUUUAACUCCCAGAAGUGAUUAACAUAAAACUUCUCCCUACAAUAUCCAUACAUUCUUCAGCAAACAGGUAAUGAGAAUAUUCAAACUUAUCAGGUAGAAGCUGCUAUUUUGAUGUAACGCCAAGUUCUUAUAACUAAUUUACAAGGAAAUGUGUUGUAGCUACAGGGGAGAAUUAACAAUCAGAUCUUUGGAGUUAAAGGGUUAGGAUUGCAUGGAUUCUGAUCACCACAAUAAUUACCGUUUGAAGAGUCAAUCUACAAUCCAUGGGAUCCUGCUGAGGCUUGAAUUUUUUGGGCUCCUUUUUUGCAAUCACUUAAGGUGUAGCUUACCUGGGAGUAUCAUGACUUUAUUUGAUUUUCAAUCCAUCAGUGAAAUGAGAUUUAGUUCAUUACAAAUUGUAUCAGAUAAUUCUCAGUUGUAUGUGAGUGGUUGCCCCUGAAGUGAAAGUUUAAUACAGGAGGACAAUACAAACAGUUAUGACCCAGUAAAGGGGAACCACCAUUGCUUGUUAGAGCUGACCAUUAAAUAGAGGUGAAAAAAUUUUGGAACUUUCAUGAAAGACCGCUUAAUACAGGUUCAAGUGUAUCUAAGCAAAUUGCAUCUGAGCAAAAAUAAUUGAUGGAUUAUGAUUUGUUAUUCUGCCGUUGUGUUUCUUGUUUCUAGGAGUUUUACUUUAAGUGUGCACAACAUCCUGCUUCUGAGGGAGACAGAUGUGUUGCACUACCAUUGAUUCGAGCAAACACCAGAGAAAUCCCUUGUUUGGCCUGUGCUGAUGACAGGUAAAUAUACAAGCCAUGUCAUCAAGUGUAUGAUCACUGAUAUAUAGUAUAGUCAAGACUGACAAGGGCUAUGGGUGUUUGACUCAGCUAAUAUGAGUUGUUUUCAAAUGAGUAUUGAUCCCGGAUUUCUUUUGUUUUGCUUUACCUCGCUUUGUGAUUGGUCUUGAAAACUUGCGCCUCCAUCUCGACCAAUCAGAUAUAAGACUGUAACCAGUGCCAACCUGGUCACUCGUGUUUUCUCGCGCUUGAAGCAAGCUGUUUUUACUUUGAGUUCUCAUUGGUUAAUGGUGAUGUCUACCUUUCUUCUGAUUGGCUGUUGUGGUUUCUUUGGUUUAAGUUCUCGCCACCCAGUUGAAAACUGCUCCAGUGUUUUCAACUGAAUGUCGAGCAGUUUUUAAUUGAGCGUUUUUUUAAUGUUUAUGAAAAGGAUACAAAUCUGUUUUUACGUAGAUUCAAACGAAAUAUUGGUGAAAAGUCAACAUCCCGUACCGAAAAAUUUUGUGACGCUAAGCUUUUAGCAAACAUUUUGUGUCGCGCUCUGAAAGAUAUUCGAAGGAUGAUAAGCAUAUAGUCGCCAUUUGGCUCUCACAUAUUUUCAUUCAUUUGUCCUUGGACAUAUUGUGAUCCUAGAAGCUCACUGUUUUUCUCGGAAAAUUGUGAGGAUCGAGGAACAGAUUAUGCCUGCAGACAAAUGCCUGACCUCAUUUUCACACCAAAUGGAGGCGAUUGUUCAUUUAUUCGUGAGUUCAAUCGUGUUGCAGGGAUCCUGUUCUGGUUUUUCCUUGUCCCGAUGGACACGCUGUUUGUUUGGAGUGCUUUGCAAUCUACUCCACAACAAAACUGAAUGACAGGCAGUUUGUGCACAGCGAGACAUACGGAUAUACUCUGCCCUGCCCGGGAAGUUCAGGUGAGACCAAAAUAUGAAUAAACUUCUGGAAAUCAAAACUUUGAGCGCUUGUCAUUUGUAACCUGCCUAAGAGGUGAGGGGAGCAUAUACUUCUAGUCGUGGCUCCAACGUGGACUUUUCAAUUUAGGUUCAAAUGUGAUUUUCGUAAUUAAAAUGAAGAAAGAAAUGGCAAGUAAAGCUAGAAAAUGUUGCUAAACGUUGUUGGUUGAACGUAACUGUAUAAACACAAGUUUCUUCGGGGCGUCUUGCAAGCAGGGGCUUAGCUCUGUUCGCAGUUUGUCUUCUGAAAGUUAAAAGAAAAGGCCUGGUAUUUCUUGCUCAAUCUCGUUCUUUUCAACACAACUGAACGUAACCAAACUCUCAUUACAUGAGUAAAGGGGGUAAUUCUCUGAAGAAACUGUAGAGAAAGGGUAUAACAACAUAACUAGGUUUUAUCAGAAGCUUAUAACUUAGUUUUACCAGUUCAGCGACUGACGAAGGGCUUACGCUUACACAAUACCAAAUUAACUUAUUAGGUGAUUACAUGAUUAGGCUUUCGCUUUAAAUAGGUCUUAAACAAUGUCUUUACAUACUUUUGCUUUUAAAUCUCAAGGUUAGAGAUCAAUCUUUUUUGAACAUUUUGCCGAUUUCCUUCAGCACAUCCAGAGUAAAUUGUUGAUAUCUACUCUCGGCUUCAAGUUGUUGCUGUAGAAUUCUUUUAAAUAAGUCCUCCUCCCUUUUGCGACUGUCUUCCAAAAACUCCCGCAAAAUGGCGAUCAUGCUAAGAUCUUCCUGACGGCUCUGAGCUGUUUUAAGCGGCCUGGGAUUCUUCCUCGGUUUUUUCCGGGGAAGGGGUUCGGCGAUGGUAGGUCUCUUCAAGCCCCGAACAGUCAUUUCUUCCGAGUAGCUCUCGUCCUCUGAUGAUUCAUCUUCGCUCGCUAAGCCCUUCGGUGCAUGCACAGGUUCCACGCUGACUGCUGUCGCUGGAGUAGGCUGAGAAGGAACUGUCGGGUACACUUGUAUGGGGAUGGAGUGUUUCCCUGCUUGGCUAGCCGCGAUCGGAGCAUUUAAGGGCGUGGGCGGUGGGGCUGGCUUGAUAGGGCGCAAAUGUCUACCUGUAAACGUGUCCGAAGGAAUAGCACUGGGAAUGGUCAUUGUGGAAGAAGCAGUAACGACGGUUUGAGACGCAACGAUGCCAUUAGCAACUGUAUGUUCAGCUGGUAUGUUGAUGCGCACCACCUCUUCUUCGCGAUAGAGAUCACUUUUGUUGUUGAGAAUCUCUUUUAUUUGGUCGUGGUAGGGAAAUGAAUGAGGUAAUUGGUCCUUUGUUCGUUUGUAUUCCGCGAGCAGGUUCUUUAUCCGCACCUUGCACUGAUUCCCUGUUCUGGGCCCCAGCGAGCAAUGAGCUACGCGCCUGUUGAACUCCUUCGCAAUCAUGUUCCAUUCUUCGUAAUUUCGUUUCUUUCCUUUGAUGAUUCGAUAGUUUGCUCUCCAAAGGCUUAGUAGGGCCAUGGUUUCGGGAUCUGUCCAACGGGAAGAAUUAAUAGUUCCUAGGGCUUCUUCGCCAUUUCCCUCCUGGCUCUUUACCUGUUGACCGGGAAUAAUGAGUUCUAUUGUGGAAGUUUUUACCCCUUCCCCCACUGUCAUCGUGUUUGUGUUAGAAACUGGAGCCAUGGAAACCGCUGUAGGCUGCUGUGACAUCGCCGACACGUGUGGUAUCUGCUAGGAGUUAAAAGGGGGGUUAGUUUUCGCGCAAUUUUUUUUUAAAAGCUUUAUAUACUCAGGCGCUCAGAAAGUGCCUGAGUGUGAAGUUCGGGUUUAGUCCUGUUUCAAAUCUCCUUAUGAGUUCUGAAGUGCAUGCGUGAGUCCAAGGCUUCAACAACUGGUCAAAAAGAACGAAUAAUAAUAAUAAUAACAAUAAUAGUAGUAGUAAUAGUAAUAAUAAUAACUAGUAAUAAUAAUUAAAGCGUGUCUGGACUCAAACAUUACUAGUGCAUGAGUUUACGCACAUUUACGUUGUAAGCCAGAGAGCACAACACAAGCUGGGGAUAAUAACAUUAACAAUAAUGAUAAUAGGAAUAAUAAUAAUUAUAAUAAUAAUAAUAGUAAUGAUUAUAAUAAUAAUAGUAAUGAUUAUAAUAAUAGUAGUAAUAAUAAUAAUUAUAAUGAUAAUAAUGAUAAUUAAUGACAUGUAUUGUGCAAAUGAACCUAUGAAUAUGAUCAAAUGGGCAUUACAUACUAAUCUAAUGGCCUAUAAACAAAAACAUGUCAAAAGUAAAAAAAAAACUAGUACCUCAUUAAACUUUCAAAAAUCUUUGUAUGGAUGUAAAAAAAAAAACUAAUUUUGAAAUGCGUUUCAAACUGAAUUUGAAUAUGUCAAAAAAUAUAAUACUAGUUAAACAAAAAGAAAAGUAAAAACAAAAAAUAUCCUGAUGAAAUUGUUGCUGACUGGUUUCUCCGCAGCGUCAGGUCUUUCAACCGUAAGGGGAACGGGAGGUAAUAUUACUUUCGAGAAUAUUCAAGUGCUAAUUAUAUCCAAUCUUACGUCUUGAAAUUGUAAAAUCUACUUAAGUCAUUUUACCAGAAAUUAUACCAGAAUAAGAAGAUUAUUUGGGUAAAUCUAUGGUAAGCGUAAAAGAUAUUCGCAGUACAUACGAAACAAAAGUUUCGAACCAAGCGACUCCUUUGAGAGAUACCGACAGCUUAAGUGUAUGUCUACAAAAGAACAACAAUGGAGAUUUUAGGCAACCGCCUCCUGUAGUAAUACAAGUACUAAUUCCUUGAAAUGAAAGCACAGAUUGAGAAACACACGAAUGUGCUCUAGGAUUGUGUUGGCGUUUGAAGGCUUGAAGAGAGCAUAUUGUGAUGCCGUAGGGAAUUGUAAUUUGAAACAACUUGAAUUUGAUCGAAGCAGCUUCGAAUAUUUACGUCUCCUAUAUUUGACUUGCACUGUUUCUCUGUAAUUUCACACGAUACACAUCCUUAACUGUCUGUUAAUUUUCGACUUUUAAAGUAGAAUCAAAGAUUUAUACACCUGAAAUGAAUUUCAACGUUAAAAUAGCGAGCAUAAUAUAUAGACGAUCAAUGACUGUACAACCCGCUCGAGCCAAGAUCGACGGGAUGCUAAUGAUGGAUUCGAACGUGUUUAGAAUACUAAAUCGUUUUCCACAAGUCCUUCUUAAAUCGCUAGUGAAAUAAAGAGUACUUACAAAUUGCUAUACGAACUAUUUUGAAUACUUUGUGUGCUUCUAAUGCCAGUAUGAGUGUCCUGCCCGUGCUCGUUUGAGAUCAAUUCUUGAGAUGCUCAAAUCGAAACUCGAAUCGAAACUCGCUAGUCUUAGAGCGCUUGAUCAAGCAAUCUUACCAAUUUGGCUUUCCCACCACACUGAAUCUUCUUUUAGAAAAAAAUCUAAAUUUUUCCUUCGAUUUCUCGUAGUACUUUAAGCUCUCAAUGUAAAAAGGUAUGUCACUUGCUUGUUAGUCGUGUCUUUUCCCCUUUCUACCUCCUCCAGCAGAGAAAUGGUUGAAGCUCUUCGGCUGGACUCGAUUUAAUUCAAGCCACCCCGAUGUCAGAUGUGUAAACAAUGAUCUUUUGUUCGAAAUGUGACGUAAGCGAGAUCCGAGAUGUGAUUCGAUUGUUCGCUUGAUUAAUCAAUCUUGCAAUGCAUCUCAUACAUUUUCUCUUUACAAGGAAUUUAAGACAGCUUUUUAUUAUUUCAGAAAAGGGUUUAUGAUGGGAUUUCAGAUUUAUAUCGCGGUUUAUUUUACGCUGUUUGGCGCCUGAUGUUUUUAUGAUAUUUCGAAAUUUGAAAAAUGGGGAAAAUCAGAGAGAAAGAAAAGUUUGAAAUGUGUUUGUUGUUCAGGUUUUUUUCUAAAUUUUAUUUUGAAGGCAUAUACGUUUUACAACCCCUGUUACAGCAUAUUCGUAAAAUGUUUUAAUGGAGGAUAUCCAAGAGCGCUUUGUGUAUAUCUUUCUUUUUGUUGGGAGUAUUUCCACAUGUAAAUCGCGCGCUUUCAGGAAAAAUUCGCUAACUUUCAGUGGAUAAUUAUUAUAAAUCUCUUACAGUCUUCAUUUUAUCGUCUCAUAUUAAGGAUUUGUGGAGUUCUGAAAGAAUAAUUUGCGCGAUUUAUUGGUGUUGCAAUUGUUGACUUUCAAAACGAAUUUUCUGCGUUUGUUUUUGAGAAGGUUCACCUUACAUUUUAUUCCUUUUCUCCCACAGGUAGCUGUAACAGCGCACUAAUUUCGGAGGCUCAUCAUUUCCGGGUGCUCGAGCCUGAUCAGGUUAGUAGGUCCAUUAAAUCUGGAGCUGGGUUCUCCGUAUUUUAUCGUGUAAGACAUUCCAAUACACUGGUAUCAAAAUGUUAACCCAGUAACUCUUUAAAAUUGUUGAAGACCGUGCGCCUUUUCGAAGCUGUAAUUCUGUCGCCUGUGUAACUGCAGUUUUAUGAGCGCUUUACUGAUUUUUUAGCGCCAAGUGAUGAGCGGCAAAGGCGCAAGCAUCUCGCGGCAGCCAGCUACGAAGGCUACAGUUUUGCUAUUCUGGAAGUGUGAAGUUGAGAGUGUAUGUGAUACACAACGUAUAAUGUAGAAUGCAUGAAUUUGUUUGUAGUACGACCGCUAUCAGAGGUUUGGAACCGAGGAGUAUGUAUUGAAAGAGGGUGGUGUGCUAUGUCCAGGGCGUGGCUGCGGAAUGGGCCUUUUGCCAGCACCAGGCAUGCGCUGUAUCAGGUGUGAUUAUUGCCAGGUAACUAAAUAUGCACAUGUGAAAAUAACUCCACGAGUUGUAAGGCAAGGAUCGAUGCUCAGACGAAAUUUCACCCGGUACAAACUCUUAGGGCGAAAACAACAUGUAUAAUUACUUAGAUGGUUACGCUGUCUUCACUGAUGAAAAGCUGUUCUCUCACCACGAUUUCUACAGGAGGGAUAAAAUAACUCCCUUCCCCAUCUUUCUUAUCCUCUGCGGGAGGAAUGUCAGUUUCCUAUCUGACAAGCAAGAGCCCCACGGGGGCGUGGGGUGGAAAGAAGCGAAACCAAUUACGUCUGAUGGAAGGGGUUUUUUUUUACCUUGUUAGUAAUCGUAUCGUACUGGGCGGACCUGUCUUUCGCAGGCAUGCCAUACAGUUUCCUUUUGCUCUUUAUUUCUAGUUUGAGUUCUGUAAAGAGUGCAAGGAGCCCUUUCAGCGAGGUCACUCGUGCAAUCAGACGCAGUCAAAUCCAACAACAAAUGCCAGAACUAGUGUAAGUAUAUAUCGAAUCCAAAACUUGUAACAGUCCACACCUCUUUUGGUAGGAACCAACGAUUGUAUAACCGUCUAACGCUUGCUGCAUACUCCAUGUAUGUGCAAUGAAAGUUUUUCACAUAGAAAGGGACUGGAAAACAGUCGAGAACUAUGAAGGGAGAGAGGAGAACUACUUACGAGAUCUUGAGAGUUUCUGAAGGGUCAAUAGGAAUGAAAACACCUGAGCGCGCGGUUGUCUUGGACAGCAGUUUUGUCUGUUUUGCGCUUCCUCUUUGCCUCUCUGCUUUAUUAUGAUGGAUACUCUGAAGGAUUGUGAUUUAGUGUUUCACGAGUUAACCUUGAAAAUUGUGUUGUGUGGUUUUGUUUAUGUUCUUUAAGGCUUGUUAACUUUGAUUAUCAACGCUCAAAUUUAACUUGGUCUCUUAAAAAAAGGUGUAUAGAAUCAUAUCGAUCUCCUCCUUUUCAGAAUUACCGAGUCAAUUUAGAAAACGCGAGACGAGCGCGCUGGGAGGCUGAGGCGAGACAAGUGAUUGAGCAGAUCAGCAAGAAGUGCCCCGGAUGUCAGACAAAUAUUGAGAAAAAUGGUGAGUAAAGGGGAACUCUAAUUGAUGUGACUCUUCCCAACAGUUUAAACCUCAAAAAUAACAUUUUUGGAGGCUUGCCUCACUGGAAGACCGAGCUGAAAAACGUGUUAACGUGUCACCAACUUUUGCGUGCUCACGUACGAAAGCUUAAGCAACACUGUUGACUGCAGCAAAAGGGCAGAAUUUUGUAAAAACUGAACAACGGCGAGGUUUUUUUCCCUUGAUGUGAAGUUAAAAAGACUUUCGCUCCAGACGGUCCAGCAGCAGAGUAUAUGGCACAUUCUGAGCGCCACUCUUUAAUUCUAGAGUUCUAGUUGAAACUUUCCGCUGAAAAUUAGUUCAGUUGCUAAAAUUCAGGAAAAUACCUCGGUGUAUUCAUAGUAUGUACAAUCAAUUCUGUGACCAAGGCAGACCAGAAGGUUUUUUUUUUGUUACCUCUUUUUUUGGAUCUGGUCUUUCUCUCAACUGUUCGGGGAGGGGAGUGGACUCAUUUCUCAAAAAGCGGCUGAUAAUUCGAACAAAAAGUGGUAAUCGAUUUGUAUUUUUGUCUCAUUUAAGGUGGAUGUAAUCAUAUGACGUGUUCUCGCUGCCACUUUGAAUGGUGCUGGGUUUGUUUAAUUCGUUGGAAUCCCGAUUGUCAGGGCACUCACUGGUUUAGGGUGUGACCGCCAUGUCACCCAAUCUCGUUAGGAUGAGAUGCUUGCAUUACAAAGAAUUUGCUGGUCUAGGAAAAUCUUUGGAGAUCUAGAGUAGAAGGAGAAAUGAAAAUUAGGUGUAUUUUUUGUCAGUUAUUUAACAGGUUAGAAAAUCAAUUGAAAAGUAGCAGUAGAAUAAGUGGGUAAGUUUUUUAGAAACUACUGCAGAAACGGAAAGGGAAACGUGUGUCGUCUGUCAGUGAAACGAACUGUGUGAUAUUCGUUCACACCAGUUCAAAUCGCAUUAUAAUUAGUGCAGACUAAAGUUGAGGAAUGCAUUGGAAUAGAAAAAUUGUUUUAAGUAGUAAACUACAUGUAAGGUUUUAGAGUAACUGAAGAUUUAGUUAAGAUUCGCGAAGUGAUUUAUAAGAGACCGUAAUAUGUUCCAAGUAGACACAUUUGCGUGGCAACCGUAGUAGAAGAAAGUUCCUGUAUUCGAUGCUUCAGUUAACAAAAUUUGAUACCGUUAACUUGCUUCAUCUCAGCAGUGCUCAUUGCUUAAUUUUAAGAUAUUUUUAAUCUUCCAAAACUUUCUACUGUAACGUGGAUAGCUGUAAGCAUAUCAGGUAAAACUUGAUAUAUAAUAUCCUACUUCGUAACUGAUGAACUUGAAUUUAAUUUUUUUUUGUUUUCAAAUAAAUCAAUUAUUUUAACAAAGCGUUCGUUUAGGACCAAAAAAGUUUUUUAUCCCGCAUUAUGUAGCAGUUAAGCGUUACACUGCGUUGUGUGAUUUCCUACACUGUACCACACUUACUGUACUACUUUUGAAGUUCAAAGUUUCCAGUGCAUCAGUAGCAUCCACGUUGUUUAAAAAGAACUACUUUAAAAAGUCCAGGAAGAGGAUAAGACCUUACUUAAUUGUGCUCAGCAACUUUUGCCGGAGCAAUGUUUGGCGUUUGGAGCAGCCAUUUGUAGUUCUAGCAACGUCGAGCACAUAUCAAGCACCAAAAAUUAAACUAUUUCAUCCAUAACUUCAAUAACUUCGAAUUUAUUGAACGUUUAACAAUCUUUUGAACACAUGACUAGUCACUCGACGACGUUUCACAGACCUUUUGCUUUCCGUUAGACUUGGGAGUAACCUUUAACUCUCCUCAUAUUUGUGAGCAACUUUAGCGCUAGGUUUCCGAAACUUAGCUUUAAAGAGUUGCUCUUUAGUAGAGCUAUUUUUCUUGAUUCUCUACCCAGCCGUGAAACCUACGUCGAGAUCCGAGUGACAACAAAUCGUCCGCUUUGGUAUUUGUCUCUCCAUCCGACCGCAAUCACUUUUGUUUGCUUUCUGCAUUCGUAAAUUUGAAAUAUCCAUCAUUAUUAUUCACAUCUAUUGUCCAUAUCCACAGGAUUUUUAUCGGUGGAAAUGGAAGAGGUUAUCCUCGAGAGAAACAGCUUGCUUCUACGAAUAAGCUUCGCUCCUCUUAUACCUUUGUUGGGAAAGGGCUGUGAAUUCAGCCGAAAACUUCGAAAGCAUCAAUAUAACCUGGUUUUUCGGAUACCCUCGGAAAAAUAUACAACUGUUGACGAUUGUUACCAAUUUAUUCCCACGAUUAGUUAGGCGGACAACUCUUUUAGUCGCCGGCGUACUAGCCGGAAGUUACCGAAGAACUUCCGGCGCAUGUGUGCGAUGCGGUCAGCAGCGUGCCGGUGAACUAGGCAACGGAAUAACGAGGGAAAAUUAUUCCCGCUUGGAUGAAAUAGUAAACAUCGAAUUGUUUAACCAAAUGUGAUAGCGUCUACCACGAUUCUGCAACCCGAUCCUUUCAAGAAUGCACGAGAAAACGGAUAUGUUUUGCCCUUUGUGCUACAGUAAUUACGGGACUGGAUUUCCUCAGAGAAUUCCGAGAGAGCUCGAUUGUAGACAUACAUUUUGUACAGGUGAAUAUUAAAUGUUGUAUGAAUUGUGACUUGUCUUGGGUGAAUAUGGAAUUCAGAUUAGGCUUUCGCUCACAAAAUUCAAUUGAAUGAUCCUCCUUGUUCUAAAAUCAUCGUCUUUGCAGUGGAGUAGAUAUGGCCGUUUUGGAUGAAAAUCAGUUCGUUUCAUUCGCAGUGUAGCAUAGUUAUAAUUGUUGUUGACGAGACUACUCCAGUAAACAAAUUAAACAGAAUAACGUUUUAAAGGGAUUCGAUUUUUGUACCCAAAUAAAAAGUAAAGACCUCCAUAUGGUUGAUCUUGCUCCGGUUUGGGCAAAGGGAAGUAAGAGAAGAAAAUUAGCCUAAGUUUUGUGGUGUAGACUUGUAGUGUUUUUCCAAUUUUCCAUGGAUACAUGGGCACUUCAAAUAUUAACACACAGAAGUUGCUUGCGUUAAUAAUUUAACAUUUCCUUAGCUAUUUUGUGGUUUUGUAACUUUGUAGUUUUUUAGUUGAAUUGUGAAAAUUCAUCCUGGAUGCCAAGGAAAUCUUUUCGUGCUCUCUCUUAAAAACACACAUUUUCUCGUGACUUUAACGCUUAUGAUAUGCAAAUGGUGUGUUCGGCUUUUGUCUCGAAAACCUACUCCAGCGUGCAGUGAUUGUCAAUGGUUUGAUUAGUUAAGAUCUGCAUUGUUGAAAUAAACCUAUACUCCCUAAACCUAUACAAUUGGUGAAACUUAUCAGAUUGCGCAUUGUGAUUUAGAUUAAAGUUGUUUGACAAAUCAGACAUCAUGCUGAUCCAAGAAAUUACCACUAUACAUCUUUCACUCAAAUUUCUUUGCUUCUCUUCAGUUUUGUUCAAUAAUUAAUUGUUCCAUAACACGGUCCAAUAUCAAUAUACUAUCACAUUUCCUCAAAUCACCAACCUAAAGAGUUUUAAUUUAUGGAUUGGAAAUUAUUUGUGUUUGGCAACAACAGUACAGUACUUUGUGCUGUAUACUGAACAAAAAUCUGUUCUCUUAAUGGCUGACUCAAGUCUAUCAUUGAUGUCUCAAUGUAAAGCCAGAUUUUUACAGGUUUAUGUACCAAUCAAUUUGAACUCCUCCUCCCCCUCAGGUAACCCACAGGCAUUUGACUGUUGUCCAUGCCCAGGGAGUUGGGUAUUUGACACAAAAAGCCUUCUCAGGGUGGAGAAUUUGAACCCUGUCAAGGUGGGGUGGGAAAUCUGAGCCCAAAGAGUUUAAAAUUUAUGGAAGAGGUGAUAUUUCCUUUUUUUUUAAUUUUGGACAGAGUGCCUUCUCAAGCUACAAGAACUUCAGGGCUCAGUCAUAGAAUGUUCUUCUUGUAAACUGCGCACCCUCUUACCUGCCAAUGGUGUAGAUGGACUUGGUAAAAACAUGGAUCUCUUAAGAGCAGUAUUACAAUCUGAGGAGGAGGAACAGAAAUUGUGCAACUUUUGCAUUCAGAAAGUUUACCCUCCAAAACCAGCGACAUUUUAUUGCUCAGAUUGUGAAGUAUCCAUGUGUGGUAGUUGUUCAGACAACAUCCACUCACAGUUGGAGUUCCGUUGCCAUGACAUUAAUAGGGCAACUGCUGUUAAAGAUGGUGUGGGGGAUGAUACAAGCACUUCUCGACCUUCAUCAAGUCUUUCAACUUUAAGUCAACGCUCGUUAGGACUCAGACCAGGAUUAAAUAACAGACCAUCAAGCUCGUUACUGAAUUAUUCAGCAAUACCUGGUAACAUAUUUAGAAAUUUGACAGUCAAAUUUUAUUACACCCAGAAUGAUAUGUUAUUUUGAGAAGUGAAAUAGUUUGUUUAUAAUACAGCAGAUUUUAAUGAAAUCUAUUUACUUUCACUAAUCAGUAAAAGCCAGGCAGAGCUCCAGAGGAUCACCUCCCAAUGGCAACUUGAAAGCAUAGUUGUUUGAAUUAUCUGAAAAUUGCAGUUGUUUGAGAGGUCUGAAAAAUGGUUGACAGCACUGCAUAGGGAAUUUGAAUGAUGUUUCUUGGCGUCCUCAAAUUUGGCAAUUGUUGAAAAACCGAGUUCCCAGCUCCCUCUUCUGUGGCUUAGGAUUGAUUUGUUUCCUGGUGCCAAGGGAUUUCUUCAGGUUUUCCUCCCAUCCUCCCACACAGACAAACUCCAAAUUACAUGGGGAUCUGGAAUCAGUGGGGGAUGAUCAACCUCAUGGUUGUGCUGCUACAAAUAUCCAAUUAAUUUUGAUUUAUAUUUUGGAUACUUUAGAAUGCCCCACUCACAAAGAGAAGACCAAGUACUACUGUCGAAAUUGCAGAUGUCUGUGCUGCGCAUCCUGCCACAGAUACGGCAGCCAUAAAAACCACAGUUGUUUCCAGGUCCAUGAGGCUGAAGAAAAGGAGAGAAAAGCACUUGUGAAAUUACAAACACAAGUUGAACAGCGUGGUGCAAAAAUUAUAAAGGCUAGAGGAGAGGUACAACAAACUAUUGAAGGAGUGAAGAAGAAUACAAUUGAAGUAAAGGACAUAGCACGGAGAUACUACAGAGAGCUACGUGCAGCCAUUGAUCAAGCAGAGACAAUUUUGAUGGAGGAUAUCAACAAGAGAAGUGAUGUGAAGCUGAAAGCUUUAAAUGAACAGCUCAGGUAAAAUGUUGUAACAGUUUAAAGAAGUGUGCACCACUUAAAAAUAUGAUUAUCGCAGAGUUUUUGUUGUAGGGCACUGGUUGUAAAGCAGUUGGUUUUUUGGGGAAUGGAGAGUGAGAUGGAUUUUAAUUUCACUCCUGUCCCCCUUCUCUUUCUACUUCCUGUUCUGUUAGAAGCAUAGUUUUUCAUUAAGUUUUCUUCUUAGGAUCUCAUUUAAUGUGUCACCAAAGAUGUAAAACGAAGAACAUUUACACCAUCAUACACUAAAAAUGUCUGAAAUUAAUUAUAUAUGUUAUCCUAUGUAGCUGCUUAUUGGCUCCAGUUGCUGUGCUAACAACAGUUGUCACUAAGUCCACAUGCCAAAAUUCAACCACUUCUGAACACUUUCAAAAAUGGCCGAAAAAUCAAGGGGUCGUUCUUGCUCUGAGCCUUUCAAUUACUAGUCUGGUAUCCCUUUUGAUAAACAUAUGAAACUUUGUUAUUGUUGUUUUUUUUUAGUUUUUUUAGUUUUUGAUUUUAUUCUUCUGGCACCCUAAGAUUUCUUGCGGGAGGUUUGGGUGCCAUACAAGAAAAACUGAAAUGUUAAGAAGUUUCUUUGGUCUUGCUUUUUACCACGCUUUUUGUUUUGUUCAGAAACUUGUGCCAGUUUCUCAACCAAUCAAAUGCACAACCUUGACCAGUUGCAAGUACUACAUGUUUUAAGCUCUUUGAAGAUAUUCAUUAAUGAGUUCCUCUUUGGUUAAAUGCUUUCAGUCUUUUAAAGUAAUCAUUAUGAUUAGUUUGUUGUCGUACCAAUUGAAUGGCACAGUAUACUGAGGGUUAGGUCAAAACUGUGAGCUCUAUCUUUUUGUAGUCAAAUGAUUGAGAUCUCAAGCCUGACGACCACUGCAUGUAGAAACUGUGACAAUGCACUGAGUCUGGACUACUACGAAAUGCUGAUGCUAAAGAAAGACGUGGAAACAGAAAUAAUGAGUGUACUAGAAAUGUUAUGUGAGAUAGAGCCUGUGGCUGAAGCUGAUCUGGGCUGUCAGUUUCCUAAUCACGAAAAACUUUUGAGUAACAUUCGAAGCUGUGCGAAGCUUGUUUUACGUAAGUAUCUGGAUUUUUAGUCCUUUUUCUUUAAAUUAAGUUACUUUACUCGUAGAGCAAUUAUGCAUGAAUGUCGAAAAUAAUUCGAGAUUGCGUCUGUUUUGCCUGAGAGCAAUUUUCAGUUGAGGGUAAAAAGUAAUGCAGGAAUGAUUUGGUUUUACUUUACUUCGCUCUGCAUUUGGUCUACUGGCGCCACUUUCUCAACCAAUCAGAUUCAAAACUAAAACCAAUCGCGUUGAAAGCGCGACUUGGUCACUCGCGUUUUCCCGCGCUUCGGGCAGUUUGGUUAUUUUAACUUUGGAUUCUAAUUGGCUCCUUAAAUAUUUUUUGUUCUGAUUGGCUGUUGUGGCUACUUUGGUUUCUUUUUCGACACUCAAUCGAAAUACACACUGUUUUUGCAACACUUAUCGACUGGUUUAGAAAACUCGUGCCACCCUAUCACCACCCUCUGUUAACUGAGCUCAUUAUGGUUGGUUUCCGAAGUGAUCUGAUGUUAGCGAAUCUAAGGAAAAAAUUGAAGCCACCUAAACUAUUAGAUUAAAAGAUAUCUUCUCGCGUUUGUCAGCCAUCUAAAGUUCCACUAGUUCAUAACUUGCCGUGCUCGGCACUGGAAGUUUUCAGUGUUAACGCUCUUUGGUCGACCGGGUGGAAUCAGGGUCCUUCCAAAUCCUAGACGUCUCUCUGAUCAUAAAAAAAAAGAUGAAAGACGAAAAUGAAUAAUUGUAGAUGGAAAGAAAAUUGAAAGCAACUGGUGCGCAAAGGAGGAAGGGAAUGUGACAACUUUACUUCUUUCUUGUCCCCAUCGCCUAUCGCUUUUUGCGUCACCAGUCGCUCAACGGUACGUUUACCAAAAGUCUCAAGGGACACCGGGUUGAAUUACAAGUGCUUGGCGUAUCCCCGAACACGUACGAUGGAUUGAGUUAUAUCUAUUUCUUUACCGGUCGUCGUGAGCGGUUCAUUCUUACAAAGUUUACAAAGAAAAAACCUUUUGGUCCUAUCAUUUGUGAACCAACCAUUUCAUUUUACAUUUCAUUUCCCAUUACGCAGCUCCGGGGCCUCCAGAGAAGCUGACGUGUAAAAUAACAGACAAUUACAACGUGCAUGUGAAAUGGGAUCCGCCAGAAGAUAACUUGUUCCUGUAUCCAGUACUUUGUUAUAUUCUGCAAAGCAGCUCAGGUAAGACUGAAGGAGGAAAGAUUUGUAAUUUGUCAUCACUGUUAGAGUGGAUUUUGGUUGAGAAAGAAACGUUUCGAGCGUUAGUCCUUUGUAAGAGCGAAUGACGAAGGCUAACGCUUGAGGCAUCAGCUUUAGAAACUCUUUACGGUGGCCAAUUUGCAUCAUCAAUUCAGUGAUCAAAACCAAAUUAUUGUGCAGUAGAGUUAUUAUUUGAAAGUGUUUGCUAAAUCGUGUUGUCUUUUCUUUUAGGUCCUGAUAAUAGUUUUGUAACUAUCUACAAAGGGAAGGAGUCCUCCCUCACAAUAGACAAGAUUGCAGCUAAUUUAGCCGUCGGUAAACAAGUGCAGUUUCGCGCAUGUGCUCUAAACCUGAUUGGGCAGGGGCCUUGGGGGUUCCCUUACGGGAUCAAAAUACCCGAGUGAAUGAUGACGUCACUCCUCAGUAACUGCCUUUUACUUAAGUCGCCGACACGAUGAAGGAGUUCUAGGAGAUUUCUUCGACCAUUCCUGUGCGUAAAUAAGAAAUUUUAUGGUUUGGAUAAAAUAAUAUUCAUCAUCACUUUCAGAAAGUCUAAACACUCAAACUCCACGUCCUUUGCACUAAUGGCGUGCUUCUUCGCUCGUCCUCAUCUCUCUUCCAGCAAAGACCAAUGAGAGAAUACUGGGGACCGCCAGUAAGGUCUUCCUUUACCGUGUGCUGUGCACCUCGGAAUUUUGCUCCGACAAAAUCAAGGAACACUUGAUCAUGGGUUGUGAGAUUUAUUAUUAGUGUACCUAAAAUGAUUUAGAUCAGCACAAAUUUGCUGUCACAUGAAUCAGUAUGGAGAAGAUAUGAGGAAUCAGUGUUCAUACAUAGCCAACGACAGUUUAAAGAUUAAAAUCAGAAGUCUAUCAUAUUUUGUUUCCCUGAUUUUGAACUUCAUCUUCCAUUUUAUGAAAAUGAAACGAAGUAAGAAAGAGUCUUAGAUUGCAAAUAUUGAAAUAUUUAUUUUUAACUUGGUUAGGCAUGAUAUGAAGGUCACGGAAAUUAAC
Messenger RNA from Pocillopora meandrina, 19295 nucleotides. NCBI's taxonomy places the organism in Eukaryota, Metazoa, Cnidaria, Anthozoa, Scleractinia, Pocilloporidae. The record is from the annotation of a GenBank genome assembly.